This is a messenger RNA of Microtus ochrogaster (prairie vole), 3896 nucleotides long. RefSeq names its product G protein-coupled receptor 63 (gene Gpr63). The record is from RefSeq and is a predicted model, not a curated record. Lineage: Eukaryota; Metazoa; Chordata; Mammalia; Rodentia; Cricetidae. Gene Ontology annotation, biological process: G protein-coupled receptor signaling pathway. Gene Ontology annotation, cellular component: membrane. Gene Ontology annotation, molecular function: G protein-coupled receptor activity.
AGUUAUUAAGGCAUAAAAAUGAAGUUGGGCCCUGUGUCCUUGGGACACUGAAAAUGUGGUUAUUUGUAGACUUUAUUCUUUCCAGUUAAUGACUAUAAACUUACAAAGAAUUUCUAUAGACUGCUGUGUAGUAGAAUCGAUGACAUAAAAAUACAAGGCCUAACAAUUAAUAUAGGUUGGGAUGAAUGUUGGCAAAGGGACCAUAGGUUAGGGAAAAAAAUAACCAAAUAAAACGCAUCAGAUAAAGUUUGUCCACAGUUGGUUACACAUCACUGAGGAGGUUUCCAGUGGCUACUGAGGACACAGCUACCCAGUUCAGAAACUUGUGCCUCCAGGACCAUAAAUAUUCUUGCUCUUCCCAUCUUAAGAGUAUUGGUAAAGGACACACGUGGGCCAUCUGUACCUGUGGCGGUACAUGCAGGUGCUGGACAAAGAGCAUUGCAGUGGGUAUCUGUUCAUCUAGUCGAUGUACUUAACCUUUGCGCAGCAACACUUUAAUUUUCCUUUAGGGAUCAUCCUCAGCUCAGUCCAUGUGGGUUGUAUAUACGGAAACUGGUUUACCACGGCUUGACAUAGUCGUCGUUCUUGUUUUGUUUGUUUGUUUUCAGACACAGGUAAAGGACCCCUGCCCGGCAGGGUACUUUCCAUCUUGUGGUUCCAAUGGCUACUUCAGAGGUAAGCCCGGGAUCCCAGUGGUCCAGUGCACCUCAGCCUGCUCACGUGUUGAAGACAACAGCUGUUAAGGAUGGUGGAAGUACAUCUGGAGUCACAAUUCUCAUUCCUGCUUAGAAAAAAUAGAACCAGUACCAUAAAAGCACAGGCAAGAUGUGAAGAAAAACUGUGUCUUAGAGUCACCCUUGAAACAGCUGAAGGAAAUUGUUUAAAAAAGGAAAUUUGAAAAGAUCUCUUUUUUUUUCUGACUAGGUCACUUAUUAGUCUUUAUAAACAUAUGAGUCAAUAAAUUCCACUCUGUAUGUAGUUAAGUCACUGUGAAUUAAGUCCUUGCUAUUAUGUCCGACUAGUCUGACUAUUUUCUGGUGGUAUUCUCUUUACUCCCGCUGCAUGCUAGCCUCCUUCAAUGCCGUUUACAAAACAUGGAGCUUAGGUCCUCUCCUUCUGGUAACAAAAACUGCAUCCACCUCUUGCCAACAGUAUUUGCACACACACUACAGUGUCCCGAAGGAAGAACUGAGUUGAUUGAGGUCAGGGCUAUAUGGCACAAGCUCCUUUGAAUUAGAAAAUGUCUCUCACUUCUUCAGAGUCCUUCGCUGGGACUGAUGCUUUGGAGCCCAUGUUGUAUCAUAACCCCUAAUUACCUCAUAGUUAUUGCCCACCUCGGAGUGGUCUCACAGGAGUGAGAAUCAAGAGGCGGGAGAGCAGCUUUCUAUGAAUGGUCCCGCAUGCUGGUCUGCUGUGUGGUCAGGGCUAAUGCUGAUGUCCUGAGUGUUCAGGGCCUUCCACUGAGCCUCUCGCCACAAAUGUUGACGAUGGUUAGGAAAUCAGUUUCAUCUCUCACGUGGACGCCACAUAUCAAAAGCACCGUUAUUGAAAUUUGAAGAUGAAAUCUUUCCUUUAAAGGAAAGGCUAGUUGAUCAUGAAAGCCAGUGGUUCUGCCUUUGCAGUUGGAGGCCACCUGGUAAGUGGCUGUGGAAAGAACAGAGCACAAGUGAAGGCAUGUUUGCCACUGUACUGCAAGACUCCUUCCUUCAGCGGUCCAGGUCCAAGCCGGUCUUCAGUUUGAAGCGCUCUAGGUUGAGACGCUCAUCAUAAUGUUGGAGAUGAAGAAGCAGCAUCAGGAAGACUGUACACUCAGUGGAGGAAAAUAGUCCCACAGAGCCAUGAUUUUUAAUUGGCAAACGUGACCCAGAGAUGGAGUGUUUGGUCAAGACUUUAACAGAGUGUUGGCAGCUCAAGCAAAUGCGGGGUUCCCUAGGCGGCCAAGUAGAGGCUAGGCGCCCUCCAUGUAGGCUCUGAACACUUACUCCCUUAAAUUACUCUUGCCCAGGAGCAUAGAGGGAGGUGGUCUGGGGUCCUGGAGCAGGAGGAGUCUGAGCUUAGGUUGCUGUGGCCUCCCGGGAUCCCGUCUGUGCUGCCCCCUCCCCCUUUCCUUGCCUCCUCCCCACUCCUCUCUGCUCCCUUACCUCGCGGCCUAACCAGCAGCGGGCGCCUUUAAGAGCAAGCGCUGAGUACCCGGGGGCGGGAGCCGUCGGCAGCCGGCAAGGCGGAGGCACUGCCGGGCGAUGCCCCGACUCUCCGCCGCCGCCUCGGCCUCCUCCUGCGCCAGGGGCUCGGAGCCGCGGAGCUGCGCUGCGAUGUCCGCAAAGUUCCAGGAGGCAGCGGCCGGUAUCUCUCUGCGCUCCCGCCGCGGCGCCUUUUGUGCGAGGCAAAAGGAUUCCUGCAGAAGAUGGAACUCUGUCCGUUUUCCAGAAUGUGUAUCCGAGCCCAUCAGUGGAACCUGACCCUACAGUGCUGUACCCCAAUGCCUGGAGAGAACCUAUACUUCUGCCUGAAGCUUCUGUCCUCCUAACACUAUGGUUGUCUCAGCGGUGUUGACUGCAUCCCAGGCUGGGACAUCCAACACAACAUUUGUCGUCUAUGAAAACUCCCAUGUGAACAUGACAACAUCCCCACCGUUCCAGCAUCCCAGCCCUGCUCCGCUGAUUAGAUACAGUCUGGAAACCAUGACCAGCACUGGAUUUAGUUCCUUAGCAGUGAACAGCACAGCCAUGACCCCGACACCAGCAGUUUUUAAGAGCCUAAACUUAGCUCUCCAGAUCAUCCUUUCGGCUAUAAUGAUAUUUAUUCUGUUUGUGUCUUUUCUUGGCAACUUGGUUGUUUGCCUCAUGGUCUACCAAAAAGCUGCCAUGCGUUCUGCCAUUAACAUCCUUCUUGCCAGCCUGGCUUUUGCGGACAUGCUGCUUGCUGUACUGAACAUGCCGUUUGCCCUGGUAACUAUUCUUACCACCAGAUGGAUAUUUGGGAAAUUCUUCUGCCGGCUGUCUGCUAUGUUUUUCUGGUUGUUUGUGAUAGAGGGGGUUGCUAUCCUGCUCAUUAUUAGCAUUGACAGGUUUCUGAUUAUAGUCCAGAGGCAAGAUAAGCUAAAUCCAUACCGGGCUAAGGUUCUUAUUGCAGUCUCCUGGGCAACUGCUUUUUCCGUAGCUUUCCCUUUGGCUGUGGGGAAUCCUGAUUUGCAAAUCCCUUCCCGAGCCCCACAAUGCGUUUUUGGGUACACAACUAAUUCUGGAUACCAGGCUUAUGUGAUUUUGAUCUCACUCAUUUCUUUCUUUAUACCUUUCCUGGUGAUACUGUAUUCGUUUAUGGGCAUCCUCAACACCCUUCGGCACAAUGCCUUGAGGAUUCACAGCUACCCAGAAGGAAUAUGCCUCAGCCAGGCCAGCAAACUUGGUCUCAUGAGUCUGCAGAGACCCUUCCAGAUGAGCAUUGACAUGGGCUUUAAAACGCGUGCCUUCACCACCAUCUUGAUCCUCUUUGCUGUUUUCAUCGUCUGCUGGGCCCCAUUCACCACGUACAGCCUUGUGGCAACCUUCAGCAAACACUUCUACUAUCAGCACAACUUCUUUGAGAUUAGCACCUGGCUACUCUGGCUCUGCUACCUCAAGUCUGCAUUGAACCCCUUGAUAUACUACUGGAGGAUUAAGAAAUUUCAUGAUGCCUGCUUGGACAUGAUGCCCAAAUCUUUCAAGUUCUUGCCACGCCUCCCUGGUCACACAAGGCGACGGAUACGCCCCAGUGCUGUCUAUGUGUGUGCGGAGCAUCGGACGGUGUUGUGAAUACUGGAACUUGGAGACAUUUGGAGUCGUUAUGGUUCUCUAUUGACUGAAUUUUUUUUCAUAUGGCUUCUAAACUUCUAUUGUUUUUUUUCUAUAGUGUGCGUG